This is a messenger RNA of Telopea speciosissima, 1067 nucleotides long. RefSeq names its product cytosolic sulfotransferase 5-like. Gene Ontology annotation, cellular component: cytoplasm. The record is from RefSeq and is a predicted model, not a curated record. Gene Ontology annotation, molecular function: sulfotransferase activity. Bases 20 to 1054 code for a protein of 344 amino acids. Lineage: Eukaryota; Viridiplantae; Streptophyta; Magnoliopsida; Proteales; Proteaceae. The transcript has a single exon. Gene Ontology annotation, biological process: sulfation.
CUUCUUACUUUUCUCAGUCAUGGCUCACAAUGCUCCUUACAAAAUAUGUUUUGUACCCAAAAGCAGAGAAGAAGAGGAAGAAGAUGAGAAAAUCUAUAAGUCAUAUGAGGAGAUUAUUUCAAAACUUCCCACAGUAGAAGGUUGGUCAGGUAAACCAGUCUACCAAUACCAAGGCUUUUGGUACAAUUCUGAUCUUGUUGGUGUUGGACCCUUAGCAGUUCAAAAUCACUUCACUUCAAAACCCACUGACAUUCUUCUUGCUAGCACUCCAAAAUGUGGUUCAACUUGGCUUAAAUCUCUAGCCUUUGCUGUCAUGAAUCGAAAAACCCAUCUUCCUUCAACUCACCAACACCCUUUGCUUACAUUCAAUUCCCAUGAUCUAGUUCCAGUUUUGGAGAUAAGGUUAUAUAACAACAAUCUCAAUGGUAACCAAAUUCCGAACCUCGAAAUCCUUCCAUCUCCUAGAUUGUUUGGUACACACAUGCCUUACACAUCCCUACCACAAUCUAUAACACAUUCAGAUCAUGCGCGAAUUGUUUAUAUUUGUCGAAACACGAAAGAUAAUCUAGUUUCAUGGUGGCAUUUUGUUAAUAAGAUUAGGUCUAAUAUUUCAUUAGAGCCUAUAAAACUAGAAGAAGCUUUCCAAUGGUUUUGUAAAGGAAUGUCUGUAUUUGGGCCAUUUUGGGAUCAUGUGUUAGGGUAUUGGAAAGGAAGCUUAGAAAGGCCUAGAAAUGUGCUUUUUCUCAAGUAUGAUGAGAUGUUGGCUGAACCAGUUCUUCAUUUGAAAAAAAUGGCAGAUUUUAUGGGGUGUCCUUUCUCUUUAAUGGAAGAGAAAGAAGGUUUGGUUGAUCAAAUAAUAAAGUUGUGUAGUUUUGAAAGUUUAAGUAAUUUGGAAGUGAAUAAAGGUGGAACAAGUCAUCUUGGUCUUACUUACAAUGCUUAUUUCAGGCAAGGUAAAGUUGGAGAUUCAGCAAAUUACUUAACACCUGAGAUGAUAGAGCAGCUUGACCACAUCACAGAACAAAAAUUGCAUGGUUCGGGCUUGACACUCUAAAAUAUUUACUAUU